This is a messenger RNA of Morus notabilis, 810 nucleotides long. RefSeq names its product MLP-like protein 43. Bases 1 to 810 code for a protein of 269 amino acids. NCBI's taxonomy places the organism in Eukaryota, Viridiplantae, Streptophyta, Magnoliopsida, Rosales, Moraceae. Gene Ontology annotation, biological process: defense response. The record is from RefSeq and is a predicted model, not a curated record. The transcript is spliced from 4 exons.
AUGUCGUCUGACGUCUAUGGAAAGCUGGAGACAGAUGUAGAAAGCAAAGCUUCUCCCAAGAAGUUCCAUGACAUAUUCAAGCACAGACCUCACCACAUAUCCAAUCAUUCAAGCGACAAAGUUCAUGGUUGUGAAAUACAUGAAGAUGGGAAGCCGAGAGUCGCGAAGGAAAUAGUUGAAGCCAUAGAUGACGAGAAAAAUUUAAUCACUUUCAGAGUGAUUGAAGGAGACCUUUUGGAGCACUUCAAGAGCUUCAUUAUCACUGUCCAAGCUAAUCCCAAACCUGAGGGUGAGGGAAGCCUUUUGCACUGGACUUUGGAGUAUGAAAAGCAUCAUGGUGAAAUUAUAGACCCCCACACACUGCUUCAGUUUCUCUCUGAUGUCUCGAAAGAUCUUGAAACUCACCUUCUCGAGUAUGAGGCUGAGGCUGGAACUCAAGCUGUGGUUUUAGAAGAAAGAGUUAUGGUGACAGGAGAUAUGCCAUGGACACGUAAUGGUAUUCAGAUGGUAACAUACGAGUCAUGUCGGAUUUCAAGCCAUGGGACCAGUGGGGUGUUCAAGGAGAAGGUGGAAUUUGACGAUGCAAACAAGGCAGUGAUUCUGAAUGGAUUUGAAGGAGAUGUGUUCAAUGAAUACAAGCUCUUUAAGCCAGUUUAUCAUGUGGUUCCCAAUCCUAAGGGUAGAGGCAGCAUUGCAAAACUGAGCAUUGAGUAUGAGAAGCUGCAUGAGGGUGUUCCACCUCCAGAUAAAUACGUUAAACUGAUGGUCAACAUCAGCAAAGAUCUUGAUGUCCACUUUGGCAAGGCAUAG